Messenger RNA from Coturnix japonica (Japanese quail), 4914 nucleotides. RefSeq names its product chromosome 2 C5orf22 homolog (gene C2H5orf22). NCBI's taxonomy places the organism in Eukaryota, Metazoa, Chordata, Aves, Galliformes, Phasianidae. The record is from RefSeq and is a predicted model, not a curated record.
GGCGACAUCCAACCCACCCGCUGCUCCGGAAGAGGAAAGCGUGGGGCGGGCACUCUGCUGCAGGAAGCGCCGCCUCGUCCGGCAUGAGCGGCGCGGAGGCGGCCUGCGGGUCCCGGCCUCGCGGGGGCGGGUUGAGGACAUACCCGGCGCUGCCGGUGUGGGUGGUGGAGGACCAUCAAGAUGUGCUGCCUUUCAUCUACCGUGCCAUUGGUUCAAAGCAUCUGCCUGCAAGUAACAUCAGCUUUGUUCACCUUGAUUCCCAUCCAGACCUCCUUAUCCCUGUGAAUAUGCCUGCAGAUACUGUGUUUGAUAAAGAAGCACUUUUUAAUGAGCUGAGUAUUGAAAACUGGAUUAUGCCUGCUGUUUAUGCUGGCCAUAUUUCUCAAGUAGUGUGGCUUCACCCACCAUGGGCCCAGCAGAUCUCAGAGGGAAAACACAAUUUUUUUGUUGGGAAAGACAUGUCAACAACUACAAUCAGGGUUACAGGUACAGAUCAUUACUUUUUAAGUGAUGGUCUUUAUGUCCCUGCUGAUCAGCUGGAAAAUCCAAAGCCUUUAAAUUUACAUGUUGUUCGCAUUAAUCCUACUGAAGCAUCAAACAGCCAAGAAGAACAUGACAAAGUAGCAUCUGCUAAGAGACUGAAGCUAAAUACAGAUGACACAGAAAACACUGCUCCUACCUCUUCAUCGGUGGCUCCUGGUGACCUCGAUAACAACUUCUCAAGUGUAAAGAACAAGGAAUUACAACAUGCAGGUGCCCUGAACAGUGCAAAAAUGUUGCCAGAAUGCUCAGCUGCAAGCUCCCUAAGAAACAACGAAUGUCCAGUGAGGGAGGUUGCUAAAGAUAUCUGCGAAGUUCUCCAGAAUGGGGAUGCAUUUGUUUUAGACAUUGACUUAGAUUUUUUUUCAGUUAAGAAUCCAUUUAAAGAAAUGUACACUAAGACAGAAUAUGAGCUCUUACAGGAGUUGUACAAUUUCAAGAAACCUCAUAGAAAUGCAACAGAGGAGGAUUUGCUGGAUUGUGUUGAAAACCGCGUCCAUCAGCUAGAAGAUCUAGAAGCAGCAUUUGCAGAUUUUUGUGACAAUGAUGAUGAAGAGACCUUACAGAAGUGGGCUUCGUAUCCUGGAUUGAAACCCCUUGUGCAACUAGUACACAGUUUGAAAAGCAGAAUGGAGAGCCCAGACUAUGAAAUGGUCCAUCAGGCUGGUCUGACCUGUGAUUACGUCGAACUUCCCCACCAUGUCAGCACCAAAGAGGAGAUUGAAGGCCUCUUACAGUCCAUCAAGGUUCUGCUGAAAAACAUGCCUAAGCCCACGCUUGUGACAAUUGCUCGAUCAAGUCUGGAUGACUAUUGCCCUUCAGAACAGGUUGAUGUCAUUCAAGAGAAGGUUCUCAGUUUACUUGGUUUCGUGUAUGGCUCUCUGGAUGUGCAUUUAGAUUACUCAAGCAACUCAUCUUCUUUGUGACCUUUCUUCACGCAUUGCUUUCUAAUAGAUGAAUUUAAAUUGUGUAUUGGCUGUUAUUUCAGCAGGUGGCACUAGAAUCCAAGCUGACCAAGAGUUUAAAUUGCACUGCUUUUUCCAAACCAGCUGCAUCUGAAUCCAAUAUAGGAUUGUUCAGAUGGUUCUGUGAUUCUUGUUUUUCUGUCUUGCUUAUUCUUAAAAUGGAUGCAAGAGAAACUAUUAUUUGUCCACAGAAUGUAUUUUUUCACCUAAUUUAUUUAAGUAUGUUUAGAAAAGAACAUUUCAAAAAUAGAUGGAUUUCUUUUUUGUACUUAAACUUUUUGAUGAAGUAACAAAUUUCUUCCUGACUUAUGCUGUACUUAAAAAAAAAUAAUCUCAAAAAUGCCAUUAAAAUGUUGUUUGCAUGAGGAUGUUUUAUAACCGCUGUGCUUAAGAGGUCCAGGCACACCCCUACAUUUCUCUAGAGCAUUUCUGGCUUCUGGCCCAUCCACAGAAUACUAUUUGUAACCUGCAUUAAUGUUGUUUAUUUUUGUUCUAGGGUAUUUCACUGGUGACUCAGAUAAUGUGCCCAGUAUGCAGACAUUGGCUUGGUCCAAGAACAAUGUAAAUACUUAUGUAAAUUGAUUCUUUUCCUUCUUUCUGAACUCUGUUGAACAAGUAAAAAGUAAAUGUACACGAGGAAAGCAAGCAGCCAGAAUUCAUCUGGGUUUCACAGGGAAUGUAAGGAACGUACUUCUGAUUAUAUGUUUCUGCCAUUGUACUUAGUGCCAGCAAAUCUCUAUUAAGAAUUUUUUAUUUCACAAUAACAAACUGUUGCAAACUUCAGCUAAUGCACUCCACAUAACAGUAAUUCUAAAUGCAUACAAAGUGGGGUUUUUUAUUCGUUUUGAUGCUGUUUGGGUUUUUUUUCUGUGUUGGAUUUUCUGUUUGGUUUUGCUUUCUUAAGCUGAAGCACCUAGAAUCUCCAAAGUAAGACACAGAAUAUGCUGCAUAUACUAGAAAACACAUCAUUACAAAGCCAUACUCUGUAGUUACUAGGAUUUUCAGUGUUCUUAUUUACUAUUAGGAGAAAGUGUUUUACCAGCCUUGAAAGCCAACAAAUCAAAUGUGGAUAAACUAACGUAAUAAUAAUACAGGGCUGUUGGAAAGCAUGACACGAUGAUAAUGAGAUAGUUAGAAAGAGUAUGGAAAAAGAAGACAGGAGAAAGGAGUGGGAAGGAGAGAAAGAAUCAGUAAAAAUCUGUUAGACUGUAUGUAUCACAUAAGUAAAGCCAACAAACAAGAAGAAAAAAGAUUUUACCUGACAGAAGUAAUGGCUCUUUACUGUUGAACUUAAUUUCAUCAUUUGCUGACUUCUCUGAGAGCAUAGAAAGGCCCAGAAAAUAAAUUAGUAUCUACAGAAGAAAACGUGAGGUAUAAGAAAGAUUAAACCAUAAGGAAAAAAUGUCUAUUGCAUGCAUCCUUCUGUAAUGGAAAACAACUUUUCCAAGUGAUUGCUGCUUCUUGGUGAACUCUCUGAUACCUGCUGGCUUUUUGAAGCACUUGACUGUCUUAACCUGCUCUAGUAGUGAUUAGUUAAUUCAGUGAAUGGCCAAAGUUGGAAAAGAACUCUGGAAGUCAUCUCCUCCAAAUACCCUGCCCCAUUGAAGCAGAUUAUCAGGAGCUUAUCCAGAUGGCUAUUGAAGAUCUCUGGAGAUCUUCAAAAGGAUUAGAAUUAAUGAAACUAUGGACUAAGGUCUGAAAUUAUACUAUCCUGCUUUAUUUUUCUAUGUUACACUGUUUCUCUAUGUCCCCAAAAAGUAUGUACACCCUUGAAAGUGAGCAAAGAGAGUCAGAUCCCCAGGGGAUAAUUUGGGUGCCUGAUCUGAGUUGAAGAACUUUUCUAAUGUGUCUUAUUUUCUCUUCUAGUAAUGUCAAGUGUUAAGGAAGACCCCUGUUUUUAGGUUCCUUCAGUCCAUAGCUAAAAUUUGAUUGAUGGACUCAGAACAUAUUAAACAGCUUUUGCUUAGACUGCCUUUCUCACACUGUUAAGUUUCUCACUUUAAGAGCUCACACAUACAGAGAUGACAUGAAAAGGAUUGAAAAAAACUGGGAAGUAGAGUAAAACAGCAAUUGGAAACUAUUCAUCUGCUAACAUCCCAUACUUUCACUUUUCCUAAUUAUUCCCAACAACUAUGAAGUAACAAUAGGAGAAGUAGUGUAAGAUAUAAUACACAGGUACAUUAAUUUAUUUGCUAAGGCUUAAUUUAUUUACUGACUUGCAGGCCUGAUGCACCUAAACGAUUCUGUGAAACUUUUAUAUGCAGUAAUUGGUGAUGUUAUUAUUGCCCUUUCUCCUAAAACACCAUAAAUAAUGUCAUUAUUGUUAAAUAAAUCAAAGUGAUAGCAAUAUCUUCGGAAAAACAAACAAAAACAAUACCAGAAAGAUAAAGGAGACAUAUGCCUUGACCUGUGUCUAUCUAACAUUUUAGUACUGAUUAUAUUGUUGUUAAAUGUUAUCUAAAUUCUGUCAGAGAAAUAAUGGAUUAACUCUAUUCUAAUUUUCUUUUUUUUUCAUGUGAAAUGAGUUAAACAUUCCCACUGUUUUGACUGGAAAAUGAAUGACAGCUGAGGAAAAUACUAUUUAUCUCAGUCUUGAUGAUUAAAUAAUGUAGAAAUAAAAAGGCACUAAAUAUGGAUUGCUAAGAACUUAACAGUAGAAAAAGUCAUGCUAAUGUAAGUAUUAGAAAAUUAUCUUGUGGGAGUAGGCAGAUAAACCUAGAAAAGUGCUCUCAGGGUCCUAAUGCUUCCAAAACAUGAAGAAGUUCAUAUUUCAUAACUGAGAAUUGUCUGAUUUCUAUUAGCUGUUUCUGGAUAUCUCAUUUUGUAUAGGAUAAGACUGAGACGGAGACAUGUGGAAAGGUGAGCCAUGUAAAAAAAGUAGACAUUGUUUUGGACUUCCAUGUUUUUUGAGCAAGGAAAUAUAAUUGUGCACACACUAAAGCAGUCUAUUAUGAAUGAUUUUUUCAGAUUCCUCUUAAUCUUAUGUCAAGAUUUUGUAAUGUUGCUGUCAGUAUUCCACAUCAUAACAUCAUGUGCAGUAUGGAUGCAUGAUGUCAUGGACCAUGACAUCUUACCAAGUUAUUUUUAUAUUGGAAGACGUUUUCACAAUCGAUAAUCCGCAUGUGGUUGGAGUAGUUUUCACACUAAGUUUUAGUAACUUACAUCAGAGAUCUAAUUAUGGUUAUCCUGAGGUGACACAGCUUGAAGAAAUAAUCAGUUGCGUAAGAUAGGUGCCAAUUAGGCUUUUAACCUGGAUCCUAACAGUCUCUGCAGAGUGUUAUUUAUGUCUUUUUGAAUACAUACUGAGGACUAAAAUUUUCAACUUUCUUAAACAGAUACAGAGCAGGUAGAAGAAAUAUUACUGUUCAGUUCCAAAACCCUUAAAUAAAAGAAUUAUAUGCAAAGCAAA